AUGGCCACCGCCCAGCCCAAGGUUGUAUACCGUUGUGUCGAGUCCCACGAGCCAUUGUCGAUCCUCAGCAUUGAGCUCAGCCCUGAAGCAUUCGUCUUCGAUCUCGUAGCUGCAAUCAAAGAGGAAACACACUGCCCUUCAGAAGUCUUACGUGUGUAUAAGUUCGACCAACCGCUGGCCGGCCGUCCUUUUCCGGACAGAGUACGGGAAUUUGACCCGCGUUCCAAGAAUUCUCUCGACUGGACGUCGCAGCUUUCCUCUUACUUCGGUGGUCCUCCUAACACAGAUAAUCUCCAUAUAAUCAUUGUUCGUCCAUCAGGGGUAUACAAAAGGUCACGCUCGUCGUCAUCCGAUCUUCCGCUACAGAAGCGCCAGAAGAGGAUUGAAGAGUUAUUGCCUCAAAAGGCGCCGUCGACCCUUGCUCAACCGGCGGUGUUUAAAGUUGAGCAGGAGAAAAAUGACUUGUUCGAUUUCAACCGCCCUUCACGCCCUGACAGUAUUCCUAUCACCCUUCUCCACCUCGUAUUCGGUCAGUUUGUUGACGAUUCGAUGCGGUUGACGCCUGCGGCAGAAGAUUACAAUUUUGCGAUAGCCCUGCGCGAUGUUAUGGCGCAGUGUUACGAGAACGAAGCAUCGCGCGUGGAUGCGUUCCGCCGUGUCUUCAAGGAAUACUACGGGAUUGUAUUGGGUCAGACAGGAGAGCCGCUGUCCAACUCUAUCACCGAUGGCAAUUAUCGCGUGAAAGCGUUCUGUGCUGUGACAGGCCAAGCAAAUAAUGAAAUCGGAUCGUCAAAUGCUGACCCUUACUUACGAGCCGGAAUCCACUAUGCACACUUCGUGAAGUCGAUGAAGGCAACGUUGAAGGGGACAGUUCUACCAUGUCUGAUUGUAUAUUGUUUUGGACCGUGGUUAGGUAUUGCGGGUGCAGCAUACACGGGUGUCGUCCGUCAGGACGUUCUCACCCCAGUCCUUCCUCUGAUAUGGGAGCCCAGAGAUGAAAUCAUGAUCACAAGUGCAGCGCGAAUCUUUGGUGCUCUAAAAACGGCUAUUAGUCGACUCCAUUCCUACUACGUUGUCCAGCUACCUCUCAUUCUUUCGCUGGAGUCGAAGUUGCCCGGUGUGGAGUAUCCGUAUCCCACCGUGUACCGUUGCCUGACGACCGCUGUCGACAUCUCGUUUCGAUAUAUAGGCGUCAUCCCGCACAAAUUAAUUUUCAAGGGGCUAACAAGCAGCGAAGAACCAAUCAUUAUUAAGUUUACGCGCAGGUACUCUAAACAAGCGCAUAUCUAUUGUGCAGAUCGCGGCGUCUCUCCACGCCUACGCGGCUACGAAGAAAUACCCGGAGCAUGGCACAUGGUCAUCAUGGACAUGUUGGACCCCGCUCUCUAUUUUUCGCUGGAUGACGCUAGGGACAAUUUACACGAACACUUGGGGCUCAUUCAGAGCACGGUUGAGGAUAUGAUUUGUUCUCUACACGGGGGCGGUUUCGUUCACGGCGACUUACGCGAUGCCAAUUUUCUGGUGGCGGUAGGAGGGCUGAUUGAUGUCAAGCUUAUUGAUUUCGAUUGGGCAGGUCCAGUAGGCGAGGUCCGGUACCCUCCAAAUGUGAAUCGAGUGACGGUGCGCCGACCUGCAGGAGUUUUUGACGGGGAACUUAUUGAGAAGGAACAUGACCUUACGAUGAUUGGCUUUAUGUUUCAUAAUAAAUCUUGA
This is a messenger RNA of Sparassis crispa, 1713 nucleotides long. RefSeq lists its product as hypothetical. The transcript is spliced from 3 exons. Lineage: Eukaryota; Fungi; Basidiomycota; Agaricomycetes; Polyporales; Sparassidaceae. The record is from RefSeq and is a predicted model, not a curated record. Bases 1 to 1713 code for a protein of 570 amino acids.